AUGCCGAACUGCUGCUUGGAGCUGACCUUAAAUCUAAAAUUCUUCGUUUUGGCUGUGUGCGCCAUUGCCGCGGUGGCGGCCGAUGUCUCGCACCUGAAUCUGGGCGGCAAUGGCAAUGGCAAUGGCUACUCGUACGAUAGGCCAAGUCAGUCGUUUGACAUUGACAUCCGUUCGUCAGCGGGCGCUUCCUACUCGGCGCCAGCUCCGGGUCCAUCGUACUCGGCGCCAGCUCCGGGUCCAUCGUACUCGGCGCCAGCCCCGGGUCCAUCGUACUCGGCGCCAGCUCUGGGCCCUUCCUACUCGGCGCCCGCACCAGCACCUGAGUAUCUGCCACCUGUGCAAGAUUUUCCCGCUCCCGCGCCCGCUCCAGUCUACUCGGCACCAGCUCCAGUCUUCUCGGCUCCUGCUCCCGAAUACAGUGCUCCAGCUCCAGUUCAGCCUGCCCCCGAGUAUCUGCCCCCUGCUCCAGCUUACUCUGCUCCUGCUCCAGCUCCAGUCUUCUCGGCUCCGGAACCCGAAUACAGCGCUCCAGCUCCAGUUCAGCCUGCUCCCGAGUAUCUGCCACCUGUGCAGAACAUUCCCGGUCCAGUCUACUCGGCUCCCGCUCCUGCUCCUGUCUACUCGGCUCCCGCUCCAGCUCCUGUCUACUCGGCUCCCGCUCCCGAAUACAGCGCUCCAGCUCCCUCUUAUCCCGCACCUGAGUACCUGCCCCCUGUGCACGACAUUCCCGCUCCCGCACCCGCGCCCGUUUACUCCGCACCCGCUCCCAGCUAUUCAGCCCCAGCACCCGGACCGGUCUACUCCGCCCCAGCACCAGGUCCAGUCUACUCCGGCCCAUCCGGCGAGUCCAGUGGCUACGAAUACAAUGUGCCAGCCAAACGCUUCCGUUUCUAAGUGCAUCCACCAUCCAGCAUCGCCUCAUCUAAGGAGCGCCGUUUGUUAAAUUAACAAGUGGCCUCCGUCUCCUUGUUGUUGAUCAUUUGUU
Messenger RNA from Drosophila montana, 985 nucleotides. RefSeq lists its product as uncharacterized. The transcript has 2 exons. Gene Ontology annotation, molecular function: transcription coactivator activity. Gene Ontology annotation, cellular component: RNA polymerase II transcription regulator complex. Bases 1 to 894 code for a protein of 297 amino acids. Lineage: Eukaryota; Metazoa; Arthropoda; Insecta; Diptera; Drosophilidae. Gene Ontology annotation, biological process: positive regulation of transcription by RNA polymerase II. The record is from RefSeq and is a predicted model, not a curated record.